Trichogramma pretiosum is the source of this 888-nucleotide messenger RNA. RefSeq names its product transcription initiation factor TFIID subunit 12 (gene Taf12). The transcript is spliced from 3 exons. Gene Ontology annotation, biological process: DNA-templated transcription initiation; RNA polymerase II preinitiation complex assembly. The record is from RefSeq and is a predicted model, not a curated record. NCBI's taxonomy places the organism in Eukaryota, Metazoa, Arthropoda, Insecta, Hymenoptera, Trichogrammatidae. Gene Ontology annotation, molecular function: DNA binding; protein heterodimerization activity; TBP-class protein binding. Gene Ontology annotation, cellular component: SAGA complex; SLIK (SAGA-like) complex; transcription factor TFIID complex. Bases 278 to 754 code for a protein of 158 amino acids.
GAGACUUGCAGCAGAACGUAGGAUAGCCUUUGAAGUUUGCGGGCGUAUAUAACAUAAACAUUAUAACAUAACCCAGUAUGUACAGGCUCUUGAGUUAUUCGCUGUCGUAGCAUAAAGUAGCGAAUUGUUUGUUGUUUUUAUUGAAUAAAAGCAACUCUGUGCAAUAAAUUGGUAUUGACCGAAAGUUUCUUCGUGGUACGUUUGCUUUGUAUACUAGGAAAUUGGUUAUAAACACUGUAACAGUCGCUCGAGCAUCGUCGAACAAUUAUUAUAAACAAUGGAUUCCGGCAGUGAAAGUGCAACCACUCCAAAAAGCAAUGCCAUAGCCAAUUCAGUAAACAGUAACAAUACAAAUUCAGUGCCUGCACAGUCAUUUACAAAUCAAACGCCGAAAUCUCAAACGCUCAAAAGCGAUCCUGCAGAACAUUCACAGUUUAUAACAAAAAAACGAUUGCAAAACUUGGUCAAAGAGGUAGACCCAUCCGAACAGUUGGACGAGGAAGUAGAAGAAAUGCUAUUACAGUUGGCUGACGACUUUGUUGAGACAACAAUUAGUGCUGCUUGUUUAUUAGCUAAACAUCGUCAUGCUAACACAGUUGAGGUCAAAGAUGUUCAAUUGCACUUAGAGAAAAACUGGAACAUGUGGAUACCUGGUUUUGGUACAGAUGAAAUCAGGCCGUACAAACGAUCAACAGUAACAGAAUCUCAUAAACAGAGAUUAGCACUGAUACGCAAAUGUGUAAAAAAAUACUAAAAGUAUCCGUAGGUUAAUAGUAUUGAUAGAUUUUUACAGUUUUAAGAUAACAAAAAUAAAAUAAAGUACAGAGGACUAAUCUUAGGGUUAAUAAAGUACUAAGAUUAUUUUAAAAAUCAACUAAUGGAGUAUAA